Molecule: messenger RNA, 6148 nt
Organism: Pungitius pungitius (ninespine stickleback)
Lineage: Eukaryota; Metazoa; Chordata; Actinopteri; Perciformes; Gasterosteidae
Gene: thada
Product: THADA armadillo repeat containing
Exons: 38
Coding region: 88-5871 (1927 amino acids)
Biological process (GO): tRNA methylation
Cellular component (GO): cytosol
Source: RefSeq, a predicted model, not a curated record
UCUCUAGCUUGACACAAUUACAGCUAACGUUACCAGCCGAAACAGAAGAGCUCUAAGUGAAUCCCAUGCUGAAUUGAGGGCAGAGUCAUGGUGGUGAAGAAGAAGAAGAAGACAGCCGCCAAAGUGCAGGCUGUGGUUCUGGAUGAGGAGAAACUACACGAGCUGAUAGCGUCCCUCUCUGUGGACGGAGGACAGGAGGGACUCGGACAGCUCGCGCGCACCCUGCAGUCCUGCUUGGAGCUGUCAGAGCCCGUGCAGCAGAUCCAGCUGGUUAAAAAGGCAGGGUCCCAGCUAGAGGCGCUGCGUAAGGAGGAGGCCGAUGGAGCCCUUCUACAGGCCUGUCUGCACGCGCUGUCUCUGGUCUACACCUCCCUGCAGGCCAAGAACCCCCUGCGAAGAGCAAUUGCCAGUGCCUUAUCUUCAGCACCAGCCUGGAUGCAGGAGCCUGCUCUCGGCACUCUGUCCGCCUGCUUGUCCGCAUGUCUGUCCGACGCGGCCUCAGAGCGGUACCCGCACGUCGUAGACACAGUCGCUGCCUGUCUGGAUUGCUUCCCACUCGGGGAGAGAUGCAUCAACCAGCUGCUGCCCGGAGUGUUGCAGUUUCUUCACAAAGGAUUGAGUGAAUACCUGCACCGGAACAGUGGCCUGACGGGACGUCACAUCGCCCAGGCCCAGCUGAUGCAGUCCUGCCUUGCGGCAGUGAAGACAUCCGUCCUGGUGAUCCAGAGAUGCCAGGAGAGGAUGGGCGGCGGCCUGCGGGCCGAGCGGGACCGCCACGAGCUGGAGGACACGCUGGGCCGCCUGCUGGGCUGCUACAUGCACAUCCUUACCGACGAAGAGUUCGUUCAGUCGGUCCAGAGCACAGCCGGCCUGGCUGUGGUCCUACUGAUCCGCUCCGUCAUGGGUUGUGGAGAUGAAGUGGCCUCUGUGGUGUGCAGUUUGCUGCGUAGCUCGCCGCCGGGUUUGGACUCGGCCCCCCCGUGGCUAAAGCAGCGGUGCGAGGGCUUGUGUGCCGGCGGGCGCCCGGCGGGGGUCUCCCUGUACCUGUGUCAUGGGGCUCUGGCCAUGCUGAGCUGGAAGGGCGCGCUCCCGGGGCCGCAGUGGGAACAGCUUCUGCUGUUGGUUCCAAACACGCUGCUGGACCUCGAUGUCAGCAUAAAGGAGUCCAGCACGGCCAUGGUGGUGGCUCGGGUUCUGACCCUGUGGAGCAGCGCUGCCUUGGACUGCCUGCAGGCGGGGGAGCAGCCCUGCCCGCCCCGCCUGCAGCGGUCCCUCAGCGGGGGCUCUGAGCUGCAGCGCCACCUCCUGGAGCACAUUUACUCCCACUGGGAGCACCCGCUGGACGGAGUGCGCCACCAGACUCGCUCCCUGUUCCGUAACCUCCUCCUGCUCCACCAGCGCGCCAGCACGCCGGCGCCCGACCCCACGCAGGACCCGUACAUCUCUGAGCUCACCCACAGCCUGCUGGGGCUGGAGUGGCACAUGCGGGGCAAGUACGGCUCCCUGGGCUGCCUGGUGGAGCUCUACGGGGCGGGCCACCUGCUCGCCGUCCAGCCCCAGCUGCCCUCACACCUGGUGGGGCUGAUGGGCGACCAGAACCUGGCCCCGUACGCCAGCGACCUCCUGGAGAGGCUGUUUGUGAGCCACAAGGCGCAGCUGGCCGGCGCGGCGGGUGCUGCUGCGGGCGAGGUAGCCACCUGGGACUGGAUGGAGCACUGGCACCAGACGUGGGUAACCCCCCUGCUGCGGGUGCUGUGCCGAGCCAGGCUGGACCAGACCACGUACAUCCUGGACUACUUCCUGCCCAAGCUGCUACGCUGCAGUCCCUCCAGUCUGGCGCACAUGGUGCGGGCCUUACAGGACACGGCGCCGCCCUGCACACCGGGCAGCAGGGGCGCACUGGGAGCUCUCAUGACGUGCCUGCGGGCGGCGAAGGCUCAGGGGGUUGUUCCGUCCUCAAAGGAGGGCCUGUGGGGAGGAAUGGUGCCCCUCUCCCUGCUACAGCAGGCUCUGGUACACAAACACGAUCAAGUGAGGAUGGACGCUUUGGGGUUGGUGUGCGAGAGCCACCGCAGCACCGAAGCUGUGAGCUCCCAGGAAAUGGAGCUGGUCUGCCACUUCCUGCCGCCCAAUCUCAACAGCCAGGCGCCAGGCGUCCGACAGCAGACGGUCAGCCUGCUGAAGAAGCUGCUGUGUAGAAUGAAGGACAGCACAGUGCUUCUGCAGAGGAGACUGAUCCAGGAGAGGGAGCAGGAACAGAGAGAUGGAGAUCAACAUACACUGCGUCAGUACAAGGAGUUCCUGCGCUGGCUGUGCGUGAGGCUGCUGGAGGUUUUGCUUACUGGAUCUUCCUUCUCCAAAUGCCUCACGUCGCUCCACCUGCUGUGUCUCCUGGGCGAGCUCUUCACCUUCAGCACCGGCCCCGAUGUGUUUGCCCUCGGCGAGGCCGUGACCUCUGCGCACGCCCAGAAUGUCCUCUACUGCGUCGCCAGCAACUUCCUGGAAGUCAAACAACUGGCCGCCACGUUGCUAUGGCAACUGCCGCCAUCUGCUGUGGGACUACAGGUCCCGGAGCAGACGAUCCGUGUCCUUCAGGCGGCUCUGGACCUCAGCACCAGCACCAAGCCCUUCGAUAGCGUCACAGCCGCCCACCUCCUCCACCUCCUGCUCCGCCAGCCGGGCCUGGGCGCGGCUCUGCUGCACUGCGCCCGGGAGCAGGGCCUCGAGUUCCCGCCUCCGCCCUCAUCACCCACCCCGCCCUCUGAGGGGGCCGUCUUGGAGCUCAACGCGCUGGCUGCGGUUCAGUUCUUGCUGCGCUGUCUGCAGUCAGAAGUGUCGCGGUCCGAGUCGUCUCUCCUGCAGGCAGCUGCUUCCUAUCCCCUCUAUGGCAGAGCCCACUGCAUCACUGCUAUCCUGCAGCAUCUAAAUACUGAGAGUUUGAGCCACACGGAGCAGUGGAGGUGUGUGGUGUCCGAGCUGGUGGCUGUGUGCUACAGGAUGUCUGAUGUGGUCUCCCCUGUGGUCCAGAGCUCCUCCCCAGAGGGACUCAUCCCCAUGGAUACUGACUCAGAGACGUCCGUGGGUCUGCAGAGGAUCCUGCAGGAGAUCCAGCCCAGAGACACCAACGACUUCUUCACCAGCGCCAGAGAGCUGGACACAGAGCGCGUGGACAAUCGGCCGCAGACCGGCAGCACGCGCACGCCGGCGCUGAACUCGGGCGGUGAGGGCUACAGGGUGACAGCCCAGAUGGUGCUGGUGUGCUGCUGGCGGAGCAUGAAGGAGGUGGCCAUGCUGCUUGGGCAGCUGUGUCAAAGCCUGCCUCUCCACUGCACCGCUAACACACACUGCGGACUCAUCACAGAGGAGCAGGUGGAGGGGGUAGGCCUUUACUUCCGUCAGCAGCUCCUGCAGUCCCGUCACCGUGGCGCCUUUGAACUGGCUUAUGUGGGCUUUGUGCGCCUGACCGACAUGCUCUGCAGGAGUGGAAGUCCAACCCUCCAGCAGCUUCCGGCCCGCUGGCUGUCCGAGGUCCUGGAGGAGGUCAAAUCCAGUGACCCGUCGUCCAAGCUGUGUGCGACGCGGCGCAGCGCCGGAAUCCCCUUCUACGUCCAGGCCCUGCUCUCUUCCGAGCCCAAGCCGUCCAGUUGCAGCCUGCUGAAAAUGACCAUGAGAGAGCUGAUCUCUUUGGCCGGGCCCCUGGCCAACAGGACCACGGACAGCUCCACCGUGCCUCAGGUCCACGCUCUAAACAUCCUCAGGGCUCUGUACCGGGACACUCGACUGGGGGAAAACGUCAUUCCCUUCGUCUCAGAUGGAAUGCAGGCUGCCGUGCUGGGCUUCACCUCCCCCGUCUGGGCUGUGAGGAACUCCUCCACUCUUCUCUUCAGCACUCUGAUCACGAGGAUCUUUGGGGUGAAGAAGGGGAAGGAUGAGCACUCGAAGAAGAACAGGAUGACCGGCCGAGAGUUCUUCACCCGUUUUCCAGCUCUCUAUCCGUUCCUCCUGAACCAGCUGGAGGAGGCUGCAGCCACGGUGGAAAGUGACAGCGGUCAGGUGAAGCUGCACCCCAGUCUGUUCCUGCUGCUGCUGGUGCUCAGUCGACUCUACCCCUCCCCCAUGGACGGAUCCUCCUCGCCUCUGGGACUCGCUCCUUUCAUGCCCUUCAUCAUCAGAUGCGGGCGCUCAGCGGUGUACCGGACCAGAGAGAUGGCGGCCCGGGCCCUCGUCCCCUUCGUGCUGGUCACUCAGGUCCCAUCCACCGUCCACAAGUUGCUGCAGGAGCUCCCUCAGCAGCCCGCACCCGGAAUCCAGCACAACCACGUCCACGGGACUCUGCUGCAGGUGCUGUUUCUGCUGCGCUCCUACCAGACCGACUCGCACAGACCCCUGCCAGCAGGAAGCGGCAUCACCCAAGGGCUCCGUGGGAGCAUGUGGCUCGCCUCUCGAGAGAACGGCUGUGAGGUGACCAGAGCAGCCUUCCUCGAUGUGUUGGUGUGUCUCUGUGGGCCGAAGGUCAGUCUUCUGGACGAUACCGAGGUCAGCGCUCUGCGUCGGGAAGCUCUGUCCGUCCUCAUGGCCUCGGAGCUCGUGGCCCCCGACUCUCCCCCCAGCAGCCCGGGGCCCGGCGGCACCCAGUACCUGCUCAGCCUGGCCCGCGUGGCCCUCAGCGCCGGCGUGGACGUCCCCGAGCUCUGGGGGGGUCCUCGGCCCGCAGGCCGGCUCCUGCAGUGUCUGCUGCAGUGCCCUCAGUACGAGGUGAGGGAGCUGGCACUGGAGGGGGUCCUGAGGAGGCUGCAGGAGGAGGAGGAAGAGAAGAAGAGGAAGAGUAGAUUUGAGUGGCUGGACGACACCACCCUGUCAAAACUGAGCAGCCUGGCUCUUCACGAGAAACACCCCUGGUGUCUGGCCAAGGUCCUCACCGUGUUGCGCGUGUUGAGCUCCAGCGCAGAGCUGCAGUGGAGGGACGGGUCCAGAAGGUUGUCCCAGGAGGACGCCCUGCUGCGCCUUCUGGCUCUGGCUCAGGGUUCUGCUCACAGCGUUGAGCUCCACUGCGCCGCCCUGACCCUGGUCUCCGAGCUGGUGGUUCAUCUGGUGAACUCUGACCCUCAGGGUGCGAGUGCGGUUCCUUGUUUGGCCGAGUGGGGGUCGCUGGUGUGCUCGUGCUGCGGCGAGGAGCAGCCGGUGGAGGUGAAGCUAAUGGCGGCCCAGGUGCUGGUCAGCUGCACCGCCACCGUGCUGACCAGCACCCUUCUGCCCCUGGGUCUGUCCACCUCACUUUCUCUGUGGAGGAGUCUGUUUACGCUGCUGCAGGAUGAAGACCAGGAUGUGCGAGAUUCAGCCUCUGACUUCAUGUCUAAUGUACCAGCACCUCUGCUCAGUAACGAUGUCACAGGUGCGUCGGUGUGUCCCGCCGUGGCCCUGGACGCAGGGGUGGGGCUCUUGUGUCGCCUCUUGGAGCUGUGGGGACGGACGGCGCCGGGCGUCCUCGCGUUGACGGAGUGGCUGCUGGGAGUCGACGAAGCCGGCGAGGACCUGGCGGCGGCGGCGGACGAGGUCCCCGGUCUGGACGACGAGGACUUCCUGUUUGAGAAGGGCGACCUGAACCUGUGGGCCGAGCCGGUCCAGUGGGUGAAGCUGCUUCACGGACACGUCUGCUCCCUCAUCCGGGCCCCGGGGGCCGAGUGGCCGGAGCAGGCCCCGCGAAUCCAUCUGCUGUCGACCCGAGCCCGAGCCCAGGCCCUCAGCUCCCAGCGGGCCCUGGACUCACUCCCGGCCCUGCCUCAGUUCUCCUCCGCCAUGGAGCACGCCCGGCUGCUGCUGCGGCACCAGAGGGCCACGCUGGCUCUGGAUGUGCUGGAGAGGCUGAGGUAGAGGAGGGAGCAGCGUUUUUCCAAGUCACUGUUCCUAAUAUUGAAAUGAAAGAAAAGUAGCAGAUAUAUGCUCAAAUGAACCAACGCUCGAGACCACAGCCUGGCUUCGAGGUCGAGCCGGGUCAUGAUCACACCAAGGGAAUGAAGGAAACGGGACUCUUUGUUUUUCACUUUUUAAACUGUCCAUUUCUCUCACUUUGUCUUACUUGUGUUCACUGAUUGCCAGAUGUGUUUUUAAUUUCUACCUUGUCUUUUUUUAAUUAAACAUUACAACACUU